This is a messenger RNA of Cladophialophora immunda, 1518 nucleotides long. RefSeq lists its product as uncharacterized. The transcript has a single exon. The record is from RefSeq and is a predicted model, not a curated record. The coding region runs from base 259 to 1428 and encodes 389 amino acids. Gene Ontology annotation, biological process: response to antibiotic. Gene Ontology annotation, molecular function: FAD binding; monooxygenase activity. NCBI's taxonomy places the organism in Eukaryota, Fungi, Ascomycota, Eurotiomycetes, Chaetothyriales, Herpotrichiellaceae.
GUUUGUCUACAUGACAGUCCAAACAGUGCGGUGAUAUGUUGCGCAGUGUCCAAUCAACGAUGUCUGUUGAGAUACGAGGCUGACAAUGCUGGGAGAACCGUUGCGGUUGAAGUUGGGAGCGUCGACCGAGGAACAAAGUGGACUCGUGGCACCAUUGCAGAGGAAAUGAUACAAAAGGACCGCCGCCGUCUCUGAACAUCAUCGGAGAACAAGUUCAGGACCUCAGCAACACCAAACAACCCCACCAGCAAAGACACCAUGAGCAACAUUCGGGUAGCAAUUGUCGGAGGCGGCCCCGCCGGCCUCACACUCGCACGCCUCCUCCAACUCAACAACACCUCAUGCACUGUCUUCGAGCUCGACGCCGACUCCCUCGGACGAGACCAAGGUGGAACAGUCGACUUGCAUCCACGGGGAGGACAGCUCGCCUUGGAGCACGCAGGUCUGACAGAGGAAUUCAAGAAGCUUUCUCGUCCGGAAGGAGAGGCAUUGAAGUUGCUCAAGUAUGACGGUACCAUUGUAUUCGAUGAGAACACGAUGGGCAGCACUCGACCUGAGGAGUACGCCGAUCGCCCAGAAAUUGAUCGGACAAAGUUGCGGAAACUGCUUCUCAACUCGUUGAAGCCAGGCACCGUGGUCUGGAACAGAAAGCUGCAGUCGGUCCAAAAGUCGUCAUCGCAGGCUGGGAAAUAUGACCUCCAUUUCCAGGACUGCAGAGAGGAAGGAUUCGACCUCGUGGUCGGCGCUGACGGGGCUUGGUCCAAAGUUCGCUCAUUUCUCACGGACCAGCAACCUUAUUACUCGGGCGUUACCGCCAUUGAGCUCUGGGCUCUGGAUUUCGACAAAAGGCACCAGUGGUUGAGCGAGUUCGUGGGUGCAGGGAAUUGUUUCAUGUUCGAUGAAGGACGCGCCAUUCAAUGUCAGAAAUUGGGGAACAACAGCAUCCGCGUCUACGCCGGUGUGCGACAACCCGAAGAUUGGCUUGAGAAAUGUGGGAUCGACUGGUCUGCGCCCGAAAAGGCAAGGGAAAUGCUCGUUGAGCAGUAUUAUAGCGACUGCAGCGACGACCUGAAGCGAGCCAUCUUCGACGCCAACGACAAACUCGUUCCACGCCCUAUGUGGAUGUUGCCCGUCGGCUUUCGGUGGAAGUCCGACGUAGGGGUGACAUUGCUGGGAGACGCAGCUCAUGUGAUGACCCCUUUUGCUGGGGUUGGGGUCAACCUUGCCAUGGUUGAUUCAUUAGACCUUGCGAAAGCUAUCGUCAGCUGCGGCGGGGAUCGGCAAAAGUUGCCAGAUGCGAUCAAAGCGUAUGAGGGUGAGAUGCUGAGCCGGGCAGAGCAGUUCGCAAAGAAGACCUAUAAGGGUUUGGUAAACCAUUUCAGCGCUGAUGGAUGUGAGGAAAUGGCUGGGCGUUUGAGACGAAGAUAGGCCUGAACCUGGAAUUUAGUGAGUAGCGCUGGGCUUCGGUGCGUUUGAGAAACGGUGCCUUGACAUUGUAUUUCACUUGGGUAUUCAGUC